Messenger RNA from Coffea arabica (coffee), 673 nucleotides. Its product is annotated as homeobox-leucine zipper protein HOX15. NCBI's taxonomy places the organism in Eukaryota, Viridiplantae, Streptophyta, Magnoliopsida, Gentianales, Rubiaceae. The record is from RefSeq and is a predicted model, not a curated record. Gene Ontology annotation, molecular function: DNA binding.
UUCCCUUUCGAGUGAAACCAUGGAAGCUCGUGAAAACUCAAACACUCAGCUUUCUCUAGCGCUUGGUCCCCGUAAGAACACCAAGAGGGGUCCCCGUAAGAACACCAAGAGGGUUCUCUCUUUGGAGCUCUCCCUUGGAGCUCAGCAGGUCCAGGGCAGUAGUGAUGAAAAUGCCAAAAAGUCAAGGCUCUCUAAAGAGCAAGCUGCUGUCCUUGAGGCUAAUUUCAAUGACCAUCCGAAUCCGGAUACAGCUCUAAAGAACGAGCUAGCUGACAGGUUAGGCUUGUUCCCUCGACAAGUUGAUAUUUGGUUUCAGAAUCGCAGGGCCAGGACCAAGUCCAAGAAGAAUGUGUCUGAAUGUGAAAGGCUGAAACAGGUGUGCAAAAAUCUCAUUGAGGAAAAUCUCAAGCUGAGCGAAGAAAUUGAAAAGCAGAAAGCACUGGCAACUGGUGAUCAGAAAGGAGCAUUUUAUGCUUAUGGUCUCUCAGGUUAUGUGCUCGUGUGCCCGGUAUGCCACCAACAAUACCUUAUCGGGAGUUGUGGUGCAAUGUGAAACAGGUCCAGAGGCCUAGAAUCAAGCAAGAUUACUACUAGUGCUUUAAGAAUUUGCGUUUAAAUAAAAUUAUGUUAAGCUAGCGCUCCUCCUUAUGUAUAAGAGAAUUGCUAAUGUGCA